Anoplopoma fimbria (sablefish) is the source of this 4668-nucleotide messenger RNA. It is a transcript of the gene ehd3, whose product is annotated as EH-domain containing 3. The record is from RefSeq and is a predicted model, not a curated record. The transcript is spliced from 9 exons. Gene Ontology annotation, biological process: endocytosis; endosomal transport. Gene Ontology annotation, cellular component: plasma membrane; cytoplasm. Lineage: Eukaryota; Metazoa; Chordata; Actinopteri; Perciformes; Anoplopomatidae. Gene Ontology annotation, molecular function: protein binding; calcium ion binding; GTP binding. Bases 827 to 2434 code for a protein of 535 amino acids.
GAAAAAUAACCCACAAAAUAUUUGAUUUAACUGCAGAAAUAACAGGUUUUUUCUUUGUGCGUUUUUGUGCUGUUUUUGUGCCGGAGCUGUCGGACAGUCCACGGAUGGUGCUGCGCUCUGACAGCAGCUCGGUGCAUCAUUUUUGGGAUUCCUUUGCUUGCCGGUGGACGACAUUGAAUAGCGGAGCACAAGUGGCCUGGACUUGGGAGGACCGAUGGACUCGAUGCUGAGAAGGGUCAGCUUUAAAUUCUGAUUACAAGGUUAAUCAGAAUUUACAAUAAUUUUGAUUUAUUUUUUUUGGAAAUUGUAGAUUAAUAACGGAGACAAAAUAUACUAAAAAUAACCUUCAACUGGGCUGAAUAUAACAACAGACCCAGCCUCAAUAAUCAAUGAUAACAACAACAACAGUCACCACCCAUUCUAGUGAAGCUAGACAGACAGACUGACUUCAACAUUUAUCCGUAUUUCUAAUUUGAAAUAUAUUACAUUUAAAUUUUAAAAAUAUAUUUCAACAGAUUGAAAUAUAACUUAAUAUUUGUGUGUGUGUAUAAGUCACUUUCUUUUUCAUUUGGAGUUAAAGGUGAAUCUUAAGUUAUUUUUUUAUUUUUUUAAUUAAGUAAGAUAUUAGUUUCAUCUUCUCCUUGUUUUACAUGUGAGGAAAUCUCUCUCUCAGCUCAACCUUAAGACAAGUAUCUAAUCCCUCAAGGACAUCACACAUUUGGAGACCUUUCAGGUUUGACGGAUAACCUGGACACAAGUGACAAACGGCACCUUUGACCAAGUUAAACCCAUCAGAGGCUUUUACUAGCCCUAACAACCAGCAACCAUGUUCAGCUGGCUCGGGACCGACGACCGGAGGAAGAAGGAUCCAGAAGUCUUUCAGACCGUCAGUGACGGACUGAAGAAGCUCUACAAAACCAAACUCCUGCCGCUGGAGGAGAGCUACAAGUUCCACGAGUUCCACUCCCCGGCUCUGGAGGAUGCAGACUUCGACAACAAGCCAAUGGUCUUACUGGUGGGACAGUACUCCACCGGCAAGACCAGCUUCAUACGCUACCUGUUGGAGCAGGAUUUUCCCGGCAUGCGGAUCGGCCCCGAACCCACCACGGAUUCCUUCAUCGCGGUGAUGCACGGCGACACCGAGGGAGUCAUCCCCGGCAACGCUUUGGUGGUUGACCCCAAGAAGCCCUUCAGAAAGCUGAACGCAUUUGGAAACGCAUUCCUCAACAGGUUUGUGUGUGCCCAGCUGCCUAACCCGGUGCUGGAGAGCAUCAGUGUGAUUGACACUCCAGGGAUUCUGUCAGGAGAGAAACAGAGAAUCAGUCGAGGCUAUGACUUUGCGGCUGUGUUGGAGUGGUUUGCAGAGCGAGUGGACAGGAUCAUAUUACUGUUUGAUGCCCACAAACUGGACAUCUCCGAUGAGUUCUCAGAUGUGAUAAAAGCCCUGAAGAACCAUGAAGACAAGAUCAGGGUUGUGCUGAACAAAGCUGACCAGAUAGAGACCCAGCAGUUGAUGAGAGUGUACGGUGCCCUGAUGUGGUCACUGGGGAAAAUAGUCAACACUCCUGAGGUGAUCCGCGUCUACAUCGGGUCGUUUUGGUCCCACCCUCUGUUGAUUCCAGACAACAGGAAGCUGUUCGAGGCCGAGGAGCAGGAUUUAUUUAAGGACAUUCAGUCUUUGCCGAGAAACGCGGCGCUCAGAAAGCUCAACGAUCUGAUCAAGAGGGCAAGACUAGCCAAGGUCCAUGCCUACAUCAUCAGCGCCCUGAAGAAAGAGAUGCCCACUGUGUUCGGGAAGGAGAACAAGAAGAAAGAACUGAUCGGCACUCUCGGAGAUAUUUAUAAACGCAUCGAACGAGAGCAUCAGAUAUCACCUGGAGAUUUCCCUAAUCUGAAGAAGAUGCAGGACCAACUCCAAUCUCAAGAUCUCAACAAAUUCCAGCCUCUGAAACCCAAACUCCUGGAGGCGGUGGAUGACAUGCUGGCCCAUGACAUCGCUGGCUUAAUGGUGCUGGUGCGCCAAGAGGAAAACCAGCGUCCUAACCCGGUGGUGAAGGGCGGUGCAUUCGACGGCACGACGGACGGCCCGUUUGGCCACGGGUACGGCGAAGGAGCCGGCGAAGGCAUCGACGAGGCGGAGUGGGUCGUCGCUCGAGACAAACCUGCCUACGACGAGAUUUUCUACACAUUGUCUCCCGUCAACGGGAAGGUGACCGGAGCCAACGCCAAGAGGGAGAUGGUGAAGUCGAAACUGCCCAACACGGUGCUGGGAAAGAUCUGGAAGCUGGCAGACAUCGAUAAGGAUGGGAUGCUUGACGAUGAGGAGUUUGCGUUGGCCAAUCACCUGAUAAAGGUGAAACUGGAGGGACAUGAACUGCCGUCGGAGCUGCCUGCACACCUGGUUCCUCCUUCCAAGAGAAAAAUAACUGAGUAAAUGUAAGAUUACAUCAUCCCCUGCCCCUGAAAACCUGUAAGUAGACCUACCCCGAUUAAAAUAGGAAUAUUCCUGUAGCAUUAUAGCAAAACAAUAGAUCACAUCUCCAACUCCUAAUCCUGCUCUAUUGCUCUCAUCCCAACAUUUGCAGCCUUUCCUAAGCUUCAAGAGGCAAAUAUUACAACAAAAAAUUCAGUUACAUUCAAUUGAAUAUAUAGAAAGAUGAUUAAUGCUAAUAUACUGUUAGCAUGUGGAUUAAAAUGAUACAUUUUUGCAGUGCUGAAAUAGCUUUUACCAGCGAAGGAAAUCUUUAUGAAAACCAGUGUCCUCUUUUUCUAUUUUAGGGUGAGAUUUUGGGAGUUGCUAGGUAGGACAGGUGUUAAGAGAUGUUAGGACAACUGAUGAGGUUAUUAGUAAAGAAAAGCAAGUAAAAAAAAAUCUAAAACAAGAAACACUGGAAUAUAAGAGAAUGUAAGUUGAUCCAAACUACUGGAAGAAAAUGGGAGAGAUGUGACAAUGUGAAGACAAAAGGAAAGAGAUAUGAUUGGAAGGAUCAUUCUGGGAGAAGGAAUAUUGGGAUAUAGAAAUGCUGAAUAUUAUUGUAUAGUUAUCUUUAAUCAAUAGAGUAAACGUGUGUUUGACUGCAGUAUCCCUCACUAAAACAUGUCACAGUAUCUCAAGAUCCUGCGUGACUUUCGGCCUCCCGGCACCACUGACUAUUCUGGCUUUUGUUUCAAGGCGACAUAUUAAAAUGGCUUCAAAGAUUUCCUGUCAUGUCGCUUGAGAAUACACACAAACCAAUGGGUAGAAGCACACACACACACACACACACACACACACACACACACACACACACACACACACACACACACACACACACACACACACACACACACACACACACAAAUGAACACGAUUCUGGUUGUAUGAUUUGUAACGAGGAUUGUAACACCUCAAAUUAUUAUAUAAAAGAAAAUGCAAAACAUCCACUUUUGAAAAAUGUUCAAAUGUGAUACGCAGAUGUUGAUAUUUGUAUUAAAGACAUCACCAUCAUUUACUGUAGCACCUGGAUUGACUUACUGCAAUGAAUGUUUCUCUAAUGGGAAUCAAUAACGGGGAAAAAUAAGAAUAAGUGGUUUGUCUCUUUCAUGAUUUAUAGAUUAUUCUAAAAAUCAUUAACAUGUUUGGAAAUACUGUGACUAUAAUAUGGACCUAUACAACGGGAUGUUGUUUGGAGUGUGAAGACAUUCUCAGUAUAAAUGUAUUUUAGGGACUUUGAAUGUUGAAUGUGCUCACAUUCACCUCCUGUAUGUAUGCAUACGACCACAUGUAUCAGUGUUAUUAUUUGUACCGUAUAUGUAUUAAGUCUUAAGCAUCUCACAGGAUACUGAGUUGGGAGUAUUCCAGUGGGUUGUUAAUUAAAAAUGGAUGAAUCAGUUGUUGUUCACCUUGUGAAAGUGAUUUAAUCUUAACAUAACAUGGCAGUCCAGAGAGUGAAAGCACAGCUGUUUGCUUCUUUUGUGAUGAUAACAAAACACUAAUCAACACAUUUUUUUGAAUGAAAAUUUGGCUUUUAAAUUCACAUGUUUAAAUUGUUUCCAUGUAAUAAAUGUAAUCGGAUUAACUGCAGCGAUAUGCCAGUAUGUAUGUAUAUAUACUUCACGUAAGGACUUUGAUUGUGGUUUGACAACGGUGAGAAUCUUGACAAUAACAUGAAACAACAAACAAGCUAAAUUUGGGUUCCCAUGUGAUAAGAAAGUGUGUUUUUUUUUUGGGGGGGGAGUGAGACAGCGUUUGAGCUACAGAAUUGACUUAACUGAUUCCCCGUGUGCAUCUGUGUGCUGUUACUGUGAAUCUGCUGUAACAUAAUAAGACUGUUUGCAUUCCAUGAACACAGAUUGGGAAAAUCAUCCACAUCAUCUCAGGCGCCGUAUGCAUCACUUGCUCUCAUUUCACAGACGAGCCAGAUCAGAUCAACAGAGUAAAUAUAAAAAAGGAUAACUUGUUGAAUGUGGAUUCUCUGCAAAACAAAGUCCUUGGAAUUCACAAGUUGUUUUCAUACCGUGACAGAUUGCAACAUGAAGUCCUGAAUACUGGUAAAUACACUUAAGUGGAAACACUGGCGUAAUUUCUUUAACUUUUUUCUUUUUGAAGAUGGUCAUGCAUUGCUAAAUCUGUACUUCACUGCUUUUCUCUCGACAGUCAAAAAGUGUAAUAAAAAUUAAUUUACUCUA